Molecule: messenger RNA, 2079 nt
Organism: Cyphomyrmex costatus
Lineage: Eukaryota; Metazoa; Arthropoda; Insecta; Hymenoptera; Formicidae
Gene: Zasp66
Product: PDZ_signaling and DUF4749 domain-containing protein Zasp66
Exons: 7
Coding region: 170-1126 (318 amino acids)
Biological process (GO): actin cytoskeleton organization; muscle structure development
Cellular component (GO): adherens junction; filamentous actin; Z disc
Molecular function (GO): actin binding; muscle alpha-actinin binding
Source: RefSeq, a predicted model, not a curated record
CUUUUUUCUUCUUGGAACUUAAUCUCUUUUUAUCUCUUUUUGCCUCUCUCUCUCUCUCUCUCUCAUUGUUUUGCCUACGUAGUGUAUCUCGCAAUUGAUUAAGUGCUUGUGUCGUGGCUAUUUGUUGUGUUAUUGUUGGUGGUGGUGCUAAUUGAACUGAGUCUAGAGUAUGACCAGGAGGCAUACAUUGAUUGUGAAACUUAAGAGAUCCAGCACCGGUAGACCAUGGGGCAUAAGGAUCGCCGGAGGCGCAGAUCUGGGCACGCCGAUUGUUGUCACCCGCUCGGAGAACGAGGCGCUCCAGAAGGGUGACAUGAUCAAGAAAAUUGACGAUUACGACGCGCGUGAUGUGAGGCAUGUAGAUGCACAGAAUCUCCUCCAAAACUCCGAUACCAUAAAGCUAGUUAUCGAAAGGUCUGAGCCAUCGAGAGUAUCAUCACGUACAACCACCGACACUACUAUCACCACGUCACCAUCAUCACCCACGAUUUUCAGGCCGAUCGUUGGCAACGGGGCUGCGGCCACUAGUCUAUACAAACAACCGAAAGAGUAUCCGCAAGAAUUACCGAAGAGCCCAAUUCGGCCGCCUUCGGUCGAGGAGUAUAGGUCAACGCCAACUCCGGAAUACUCUGUUCGCAGUACGAUCAUUAUGCCUCAUGAACACCUCGACGAAAUUCGCGAGGAAAGAGUUCAUCUGUCGCAGCCCUACCGUACGACUCCUUUGGUCUUGCCAGGUGCCAAGGUCAAGAAGGAUGCUCCUCUCGGUGAAUGCUACCUGCGACAUCAUCCGAAUCCGAUGAUCAGGGCGGCACCCCAUCAUUACGAGCCCGCUCAUCCUGAAGUUGCUAUGAAGCAAAAGGUGGCAGAAACAGUACUACAGCGUGUCGUGGGACCGAAUGAAGUUCCAAAGAUUGUCCACAAGCAAUUCAACUCGCCGAUCGGACUUUACUCGGAUCAAAACAUCGCAGACACUAUCAAAUGCCAGGCAUCCGCCAUACCCAUUUUCAUAGAUUUUUCCUUCGUGAAACAGAAACAGGAAAUACAGGAGCAAGCGAGAAUCUUGAAAGAGCAGGCGAAGGCCGCCGCUUCGAAGAAUGUGUGGCCACAAUUCAAUAAACCAAAUUAAAAAUUGUCGAGAGACGUUCGAGACGUUUUCCGAUGCUUCUCGUACGUCGGAUCUACGACGGCAGAGUUUCCCGGUUUUCACGUGGAUCAUUGGGCACGUUCUCUUAUUAAAAUAUAGCAAAUUAUGCAUUCGUGUCUGUGGGGAUUGUUAAAUUAUUAACAAAAUGUUGUAAUACAUAGAGUUUAAUGAGAAAACAUUUUAAAUAACAAAUACGAAAAAUUGAGAUUGUUGAAAAUAUUAAAUUAAGAAAUAAUUAUCACAAGUCAACAGAAAUAUUUUGGGUAUUCAUUUAGUUAACAAUUUAAUCAUUCGCGCGAUGCUGUCAUUAAAAUGAACACUCACAAUUGAAUUAUUCAAACGCAAAGAAAGUCUUUCUUAUUGUUAUCGAUAUUUUCACUUAAUAUGAAUAAUUAAUUUAAAUGAUUAAUUUAAUUGCCGAUAGAAUUUAACAUAGCGAACGUGGCCACUGAGUGUACAAGUCCCUCGAAAUGAUUGUGCGAUUAUUAUUUCGGGUUAGUUUGCCGUUCAUAUUACGUAUAUUACAUAGUAGAAAUCGUAGGCAUAAACUAUUUGACAAAAUUAUAAAUUUCGUAAUGUUUCCGCGAAUCCGUGCAAAAAAAGCUUUUCCUUUAGCAGUAAAUUCUUGCAUGUAGCAGAGUAGUGAAUAAUGAAUAAUGUGAAUACAGUAGUUGAGAUUAUGUGAGAAUAUCUACUAACUUCGUCGUUUUUUUUUUUUUUAACGAGUGUUCAUAUGCUUGUAUCGUAGAUACCGUGCACGAAUAAUUCGAGACGACUUUUGAAAAUUGCGCCAUUAGAAAUCUAUUUUUGUCGCAUUUUUUUGGAAUGACGAGCAGAAAAUUUAUGGGAAGAAAAAUAAUUUGAAAAUUAUAUUUGUAAAAAUAAAAAAUAUAUUGAGAGCAUCUUUUUUAAGACAUUUUCCUCAUUUUUUUUAU